ACAUUUUGUUCCCAUGGAAUAGACUCAGAAAAUGGGCAGAAAAGGGGACGUGGUCCCCUAAAAGGCUUGAAGGCAAUCUCCAAGAGAAUCAAGGCGGGCAAUCAGAAGAUGAAAGUUGACUUCUCCAGACUUGGAGGACCGGUAGGUGAUAACUACCGCUCAUUCAUUGAUGAAAUAGUAAUGUUUACAAGGAAAAGAGCGCCACUCAUUGGAGUGAAAAUGUGGAAACAUGUCCAUGAAGAUGUAAAAGAGUCAAUAGCAUCUGAUAUAUUGGCUAGGUGGGACAUUGAGGAUAAUGAUCAUUCAAGGAGAAUCAUAUGGGGCAUUGCUAAGGAGCGUUACAAAGGAUGGUGUUCAACUUUCAGUGCUACGGCCAAGGCAUACAACGGCUACCACCAGAGAAUGCUACAUAAGCCUAAAGAAUUAGAUAUUGUUGAAUGGCACUAUCUGUUGAAGUAUUUUAGGACUGCAAAAUUCCAGGCAAAGAGCAUACAAAAUUCUGGGAUUCGAGCCCAACAAAGGACCAGACAUUUGUCAGGCUCUAAGCCUUAUGCUCAAUGCAUCUAUUAG
Molecule: messenger RNA, 570 nt
Organism: Panicum virgatum (switchgrass)
Lineage: Eukaryota; Viridiplantae; Streptophyta; Magnoliopsida; Poales; Poaceae
Exons: 3
Coding region: 109-570 (153 amino acids)
Source: RefSeq, a predicted model, not a curated record